UGUCCAUAUUGGUUUGGCGCCAAUUUUAUUCUCCCACUGUCAAUAAUUACCAGAAAAAUCCAUCUUCCGCUGCGAAAGUACAAACCCUUUGCUCUGUCUCGCUCAUGGAUACAGAUGUUGAACUGUCCACCGGCACAGGCCCAAUGGAGAUCGAAGAGCCUACACUCACUACCAAUCAGAUGGAGCCACCGAGGAUCCACCGCCUCGACCAGACUGUGGUAAAUAGAAUCGCCGCCGGUGAGGUCGUCCAGCGGCCUGUAUCCGCCGUGAAAGAGCUGGUCGAGAACAGCCUGGAUGCUGACUCCACCUCCAUCUCUGUCGUGGUCAAGGAUGGUGGCCUCAAGCUCAUCCAAGUCUCCGAUGAUGGCCAUGGCAUCCCCUAUGAAGAUUUACCAAUAUUAUGUGAAAGGCAUACGACUUCAAAAUUGAGUAAAUUUGAGGAUUUACAGUCAGUCAAGUCAAUGGGGUUUAGAGGGGAGGCCUUGGCAAGUAUGACCUACGUAGGUCAUGUCACAGUCACCACCAUUACCAAGGGUCAGCUUCAUGGUUACAGGUAUUGGAAAACACAAUUUGGAGAUUCAAAUCUCAGAAUCAUUCAUGAAUUCGAAGAAAGCAGUCAAUUGUUAAUGUACAGGUCUUCUAUCAGACAAAGGAGAAACCCUAGGGAAACUGCAGAUCUUACUAGCAUUCAGGAACUUGUUAAAGAUAUUGAUUCCAAUUUUCACUCUGGGUUGCUGGAUAUUAUUGGGCACUGCACAUACAUUGGGAUGGCAGAUGAUGUUUUUGCUCUGCUUCAGCACAGCACUCACCUUUAUCUUGCUAAUGUUGUUAACUUGAGCAAAGAGCUUAUGUACCAGCAAGUUUUGCGACGCUUUUCACAUUUUAAUGUAAUUCAACUCAGUGAGCCCUCUCCAUUGCAAGAAUUACUAAUGCUGGCACUUAAAGAGGAAGAUUUGGAUCCUGAAGUCAAUGAAAAUGAAGGCCUAAAAGAAAAGAUUGCAGAAAUGAAUGCAGAUCUGCUCAAGCAGAAGACUGAGAUGCUGGAGGAGUAUUUUGGCAUUUAUAUUGAACCCAAUGGUAAUUUGUCGAGGAUUCCUGUCAUACUUGAUCAGUACACACCAGACAUGGACCGUGUUCCAGAGUUUGUUCUUUGUUUGGGCAAUGAUGUUGAUUGGGAUGAGGAGAAGAAUUGUUUUCAAACAAUCGCUGCUGCCAUUGGGAACUUCUAUGCUAUGCAUCCUCCUCUGUUGCCUAAUCCAUCAGGUAAUGGCUUGCAGUGUUACAAGAGGAGGGUGCUUUCUUGCAGCCCUGGAGGAGGUUCAGAAACAGCUGAGGAUGAAUUCGACCAUGAACUACUUUUGGAGGCUGAAAAUGCUUGGGCCCAACGUGAAUGGUCAAUCCAACAUAUUUUGUUUCCGUCCAUGAGACUUUUUCUCAAGCCUCCAACCUCAAUGGCUACAAAUGGAACAUUUGUCCAGGUUGCUUCACUGGAGAAACUUUACAAGAUUUUUGAAAGGUGCUAAUUAGGGCAGAAUCCUUCUCAACUCAUAACUUUUGCACGGUACUAGAAGUUGUUUUGUUCUUAUUUUGGCUCAUCCUGAAAUUUGCAUAUAAAUGUAAAGAGCGCCAUCUUUGUAAUAGAUUAUCUGUAAUGCAAACAAUGUAAGUGAACAUAACUAUUUUGGUUUACUGGUAUUAUAUUGUUUAAUAUACUUGCAACUAAAGUUUUUGUCUUAUAA
Olea europaea var. sylvestris is the source of this 1739-nucleotide messenger RNA. RefSeq names its product DNA mismatch repair protein MLH1. Bases 105 to 1523 code for a protein of 472 amino acids. Gene Ontology annotation, molecular function: mismatched DNA binding; ATP hydrolysis activity; ATP-dependent DNA damage sensor activity. The transcript has 10 exons. Gene Ontology annotation, cellular component: MutLalpha complex. The record is from RefSeq and is a predicted model, not a curated record. Lineage: Eukaryota; Viridiplantae; Streptophyta; Magnoliopsida; Lamiales; Oleaceae. Gene Ontology annotation, biological process: mismatch repair.